GGUACAAUCAUUAUAGAUUAAAUAUGAGUUUCCUAAAGUAACUGUAUUACUGUAAAAUAAUUGAAAAUGAAUAACGUAGCAACCGCAGAGUGCUUGACCCUAGAUUUUGGACCGUUUGAGACUGUUCAUCGAUGGCAACGUAUGCCAGAAUGUGACGAAUUUGUUGGUGCCAGGCGUAGCAAACACACUGUUGUAGCAUACAAAGAUGCAAUAUAUGUUUUUGGCGGUGACAAUGGUAAAAGAAUGUUGAACGAUUUGUUGAGAUUUGAUGUGAAAGAGAAAUCUUGGGGACGUGCAUUGGCUGCAGGAGCUCCUCCUGCUCCACGUUAUCAUCAUUCAGCAGUUGUGCAUGAUUCCUCCAUGUUUGUAUUUGGUGGUUAUACCGGGGACAUACAUUCCAAUUCGAAUCUCACAAACAAAAAUGAUUUGUUUGAAUAUCGAUUUCAAACUUGCCAAUGGACAGAAUGGAAAUUUAUUGGGAAAACACCUGUGGCUAGAUCUGCACAUGGAGCUGCUGUAUAUGACAAUAAAUUAUGGAUAUUUGCAGGCUACGAUGGAAAUGCAAGAUUAAAUGACAUGUGGACAAUAUCACUGUUGCCUGGAGAGCCUAGGGUAUGGGAAGAAGUAGUUCAAUCUGGUGAUUGUCCACCAACAUGUUGCAAUUUCCCAGUUGCAGUAGCCCGUGAGUCUAUGUUUGUCUUCAGUGGUCAGAGUGGGGCAAAAAUCACUAAUAGCCUUUUUCAAUUUCACUUUAGAGAAAAACGGUGGACUCGUAUUUCAACGGAACAUAUACUUCGCGGUGCACCACCACCACCAGCACGUCGGUAUGGUCAUACCAUGGUCAGUUUUGACAGGCAUCUUUAUGUAUUCGGUGGUACAGCGGAUUCCACGUUGCCGAAUGAUCUUCAUUGCUAUGAUCUUGAUACACAAACAUGGAAUAUUAUUCUUCCAUCCACUGACAGUCAGAUUCCAUCCGGUCGUUUGUUUCACGCGGCAGCAGUAAUAGGAGAGGCCAUGUUCAUAUUCGGCGGAACAGUUGACAAUAACGUUCGAUCGGGCGAAACAUACAGAUUUCAAUUCUCGUCUUAUCCAAAGUGCACGUUACACGAUGACUUUGGAAGAUUGUUAAGUGGACGUCUGUUCUGCGACGUCGAAUUUGUAGUAGGUGACACAGAAACAAAGAUACCUGCUCACAUAGCCAUGGUAGCGGCACGAUCGCAGUUUCUCAGGGCUCGUAUUAAGCAGGCUCGAGAAAAGCGAGAUAAAUACUUGGAGGAUACGUUUGGAACCACUGAUGUGCCGAUCAAGGACAUCCCUUUAUUAGAGGUGAGACUGAAAGAUGCAGUACCAGAAGCUUUCGAAAUGGUACUGAAUUACAUCUACACCGAUCGUAUUGAUCCUACGAAAAAGAGCGAUGAUGGAUCAAGCAGUCGCGUCGAAGACCCACUGAGCAAUCGAAUUGUACUGCUCAUGAUGGACGUUUAUCGUUUAGCGGUGCAAUUUAAUAUGAAACGAUUAGAACAACUGUGCGUCUAUUACCUGAAGGCAACUAUAAGUCACGCGAAUGUUCUGGAAGCGUUGCACAACGCUGCCCACUUGAAAUUGUACUUCAUAAAGGAGUUUUGCUUAAGUUUCGUCGUCAAAGAGAGUAACUAUAAUCAGAUCGUAAUGAGCCAAGAGUUCGAGACUUUGGAUCAACCUUUAAUGGUGGAAAUCAUUAGGAGAAGGCAGAUGCCACAGACGAGAAACUUCUCGAAGCAGUAUGAUCUUGGCACAGGAACGACAUUGGAACAAGACAUGGAAGCAUUUUUGAAGAGUGUUGGCCGGGAAUUCUGUGAUAUAACAUUAAUAUUAGAUGGUACACCCAUUCCUGCCCAUAAGGCAAUUCUUGCAGCACGGUGUAGUUAUUUUGAGGGCAUGUUUCGUUCCUUUAUGCCAGAAAAUAAUACAGUCAAUAUACAAAUAGGUGAGAUAAUCCCUUCUCGCGAAUCAUUUGACUCCCUGUUGAGAUACAUCUAUUAUGCAGAUGUCUCUAUGCCGCCUGAAGAUUCUUUAUACUUAUUUACCGCGGCAAUUUUCUAUGGUUUUACGAAUAAUCGACUGCAGGCCUUUUGUAAACAGAAUCUUGAAAUGAACGUCAGUUUUGAGAAUGUUAUACAGAUAUUGGAAGCUGCCGAUAGGAUGCAAGCUACCGAUAUGAAGAAGUAUGCGUUGGAUCUUAUAGUGCAUCAUUUCACAGAGGUCGCAAGGCUUCCAAAACUGAAACAGUUAAGUAGAGAACUUUUGUUGGAUAUUAUUGAGGCUUUGGCCGAUGAACGUAGUGAAGCACGAGCCUGCCAGGAUAUGGCUAACGAUUGCUGAUAGCAUUCCGGCCCAUAA
Messenger RNA from Dufourea novaeangliae, 2379 nucleotides. It is a transcript of the gene Lztr1, whose product is annotated as leucine-zipper-like transcriptional regulator 1. The record is from RefSeq and is a predicted model, not a curated record. The coding region runs from base 67 to 2361 and encodes 764 amino acids. Gene Ontology annotation, cellular component: Golgi apparatus. NCBI's taxonomy places the organism in Eukaryota, Metazoa, Arthropoda, Insecta, Hymenoptera, Halictidae. Gene Ontology annotation, molecular function: protein binding. The transcript is spliced from 9 exons.